Molecule: messenger RNA, 415 nt
Organism: Aspergillus welwitschiae
Lineage: Eukaryota; Fungi; Ascomycota; Eurotiomycetes; Eurotiales; Aspergillaceae
Exons: 1
Source: RefSeq, a predicted model, not a curated record
AGGAGGCAUUUCCUUGACGUUGAAUCGGGGUAUCUAGUUUGAAGAUGAAAUUCUCGCCCGGACCCAUUUGACCAUCGACUAUGAGAAUUUACCGAGUGAGUUCGCAGAGAUCUCUGGUCAACGUUUCUGUCCAAGGCAUGUACGACGGAAGGCCCUGUUGUGGUGAGGAACAACCUUUGACAAUUGUAGUCUUUGGCUCUAAUCGAAUAACAGAUUUUGGAAGGAGUUCGGUCGACAGGGUAUGGUUGAUGGGAUGUAUCUCUAGCUGCAAAGCCUGGGAAGGUCGUGUAGAUAAUUCCGCUGCCCAAGCCUGCUGUGCGGUCGCGCUCUUGCAACAUGUAGGGUUCGUGUUGCAAAAUGUGUAUUUAGUACUCGGUGUAAGUUAAAGCCACGACGUCUUGUGGCGGAAUGCUUU